Molecule: messenger RNA, 4262 nt
Organism: Cydia splendana
Lineage: Eukaryota; Metazoa; Arthropoda; Insecta; Lepidoptera; Tortricidae
Gene: Syngr
Product: synaptogyrin
Exons: 5
Coding region: 196-879 (227 amino acids)
Cellular component (GO): synaptic vesicle membrane; neuromuscular junction
Source: RefSeq, a predicted model, not a curated record
CGAUGUCGGAGCGUAACCACAGAGAACAGAGUUGUUGUAGAUUUUCCUGAUGUCAUACGUCUAGCGAAUGUUGUCUGCGCGAUCGAUAAUACAAAUUGGUUUUCGGAGUUUGGGGAGGUCAUAUUGUCUUUGAGCCUUUAAUGGACGUUGAGGGUUGGUGUGGAAGGUAUUGAAAGUAACUAGAAAAGUGCAAUAAUGGAUACGACCGGUGCGUACGGCGGUGGGAAAGCUGGGGGUGCGUUCGACCCUCAGGCCUUCAUUCAGAGACCCCCUGUAAUCGUCAGGGCGGUUUGUUGGCUCUUCAGCGUGAUCGUAAUGGGCUGCAUAUCAGCCAAGGGCUGGUACAUCAGCAAGAAGGACGGCAAAGAGUACUGCGCCUACAACGACGACACCAACGCGUGCAACUAUGGCGUCGGCAUCUCCGUGAUCGCGUUCAUCGCCUCCAUCGGGUUCAUUGUUGGAGAAUACCUCUUUGAGCAGAUGUCGUCGGUCAAGACUAGGAAGCAUUAUGUGCUUGCGGAUAUGGGUUUCUCUGCUUUCUGGGCAUUCCUGUACUUCGUCGGCUUCUGCUAUCUGGCCAAUGCAUGGGGCAAGACCGACGACCCGCCAAUAGGGACUGCCAACAACAUGCAGGGAGCUAUCGCCUUCUGCUUCUUCUCAAUCUUUGCCUGGGUGGGCUGCGCGUUCUUCGCGUUCCAACGCUUCCGUGUAGGCGCGGACUCGGCCUUCGCGCCGGCGUACGAGGUGGAGGGCGCCGUGGGCAGCCCGGGCGGCUUCCCCGCCUACCCCGGCGCGCCCGACCCGCAGCCCGCCUACAGCGAGCCGCCGUUCUCGCAGCGAGACCAAGGAAACAUGGACUAUACUGCCCCGACCUACUAAAGCCUGCGGUUCGCUCUUGCACUUCUUAUUUUACUAUCGACGCUGCAGUUACCUACUCACUUUACUUUUUCCAAGCUAGAUCAAAGAAAAGUGAAAAGUACGUACAGUCUCAUCCGAGUUACAGAAAAUAUCUGCGAUACACACUUCAAACACGACUCUACUGUACAGCUAACGCUGCGUCUUACGUAAGCGAACAACUCGCGAACGAGACGCGACGCGGCACGGCGGGCCCAAGGCGUUCGCGUUCGCAACGUGAUCGCCCACGUAGGACACUUCUAUAGGUAUCAAAGGCUUGAUUCACCCCGCGCCGCAUCGCUUCGCUUCGCGUUCGCGUGUUGUUCGCCUACGUAGUACGCUGCGUAAGUAGCAGUGGCGUAGCUAGGCGUCGGUGAAGUGGGCCAUCGCCCACGGCCUCGCACUAGGGGGCCUCGCGGAAGCCAACCCUAUUUAUUAUCUUGGGAAUACACAUUGAAAGAAAAGGGCCGCGCAGAUGCGACAUCGCCCACGGCUAGAUUAGUUCACACUACGCCACGGCUAAGCAGCUUUAUGAGUCUGACUGUACGGCCAAUAAAUAUUUGGAUUAUAUAGGCUCUAAAAAUAUCGAAACACGAUUGACAAGGCGUGUUUAGAUAUUUUUGAAGCACCAAUGCCUAUCUGGGAUUUGAAUGUAAGUCUUACAUCUAUUGUGGCGUCAAAGACAUGUGCGUUACAUUUUGGUGCCCGACUUUGAUCUGAAGUUGGUUACUUAAUGCGGUCGUCCACCAUUUUAACACGUCCAUCUUUUUUUUAUUGCAUUCUGAUUUAAGUAUUACGUUAAUUUGGUGUUCUCGAAUAUUUUCUCCUGAAUUUGUUUUUAUUAUUUAUUUAUAAAUAUUUCUAAGAAAUAAAUAGUAUACCUAACAUAUAUGAACCAUACAUAUAUCGCUUCACAGUACCUGCUUGUAGGUAUGUAUAUGUACGACAAUAUUAACCAAUUAUUUAUGUAUUGUAAAAUACCCUAUAUAUAUGUGUAAAUAACAAAACUUGAAUACCUAUACAAAAUCCGCGGCUAGUGAUAUCAUGGAAGGUCCAUGUUAAUUCGUAAUAUAUUGGUUUCUAAUUAUGCCUUUACAACGCAGGAAAGGGACUCUAUUGGCAUUCCUUUCGCACAACCGUUAAGUUUGACCAAUGUGACAUUUAAAUUUAGACCAUAUUUGUGUUUUAUUGUGAUACUAUUUUUGUGUAUUCUUUUAUUUUAAUUUUAAUGCCUCAUUCGUUUACAUCGUGCCAUGUCUAUUAGCUUUAUUGAGUAAUAAUGCUUUUUUUUUUAUUUUUAGUCAUAAACAUUUGACUUUUAUUCGAUUAAAAAUGAGGUAAAGGUAAAAAGGACAUUCCCGUCAACGAAAUUUUAUUUAACACUUUUGAAGUGUAAAAUUUAGAUCUGAUAGGAAUAAAUAAAUGCAAAAAUAAUUAUCAAGUGCAUUUUUAUAAUUAAUAAAAUAAUCAAGCUUGCAAACUUAUUAACAAAAGAUAUGCUACAUAACAUAAGUAGGUAAAUUGAUCUUAUAAUGGCAUAUCGAUGUACCCUAUAUAUUUUAUUUAAUCAUACAUUUUAAGUAUAGUAUAUUAGGUUAUUUGCAUCCAUAAUUCAAAAUAUACACUCACUUUAUAUUUUCAAUAAUUGGCAACAUUGCUUGAGUCAUGUCAUGGUGUUUUAAAAUUAAAAUGAGUCACAUUUUGAUCUGCAACAGUAUUAUAUACAUAAACAUAUAAAUGUUAAGCGCUUAAUUCAAAUACAUAGUAUUUUUUUAAAGAUGAUAUUUAGAAUAAUGCUAUCUCAGUAGUGUGUUUAGGCAAUUAUAAAUCAUUAUUCUGGUAAUAAAACGUGUUAAAAAAGAAAAUUAGGUAAUCUAAGGGUAAUGCUAUUCUAUUGUGAGUCAUAAUUCUUCUUAUUACGUGCAUGUAAGGUAAAACUAUCAAAAAAUAAAAUAAACCAAAGACGAGUGAAACUUAAUGAGAAGUAAUCCACGUACAAAGUUGUUUAUCUCCAAAAGUAUCAAUAGAUGGCGGUACUUUUGAACGAGUUGUCUCAUAUAUUAUUAUGUAUUGUAUAAUACCGUAUACCGUUGUACCGCCAUCUAUUGACACUUUUGAUUAUAAUGCUAUUAAAAUCUUAGGUACUCAUACAACUUUGUAAGUUUUUACUUGAUGGAUGAUUGGGGAUUCUUUAUUACGAAGUAACCUACAUUUGUAUGCAUUAACAGUAUUAUACUCGUCUUUGAAAGUAAUUGUGUUACUCUUGAUUCUAAACUGUAGAAAUAGACAAGUAUGGUAUGUGUGUUAGUUCCACUGCCCGCCGCAGCGUACGGCGGCGCUAGUAUCGGAGUAUAUACGGGUUGAAUGUUGUCGCUAUAGAUCCUAUUUCCAAGUAUUUAUGUAAAGACCUUAAAGUCUAGGCGAGCUAAGAUUAAGUACAAAAUGAAUCCAGAAUUUUGAUUAUAACUGCCCGUUUUAGUCGGCUUAGGGUUUACCAAACAUCCAUUACAUCUCGAAUGGGAUUCAUAUAAACCGGACGAAAAACUCUGGGUUCUGCCCCAAAAAUUUGGCAGUAACUACGAUUCUUAUAUCCCAAAAAAGUACACUUCUCAAUCAUGUAAAAAUAGGCGGAUUUGAACUUGGUGUUUUUGGUAAACUGGCAGCUGUUUUGUCACUUCCAUAGCUUGCACUGUUACUUGUAAAAAAAAGUCUUAGCAAUAAAUUUUUGUCACUAUAGCUUGGGUGUACUCAUCUACAAUGUACGGUGUUGUUACCUACGCUUCGCUUUCAUGGUGCAGUCAGCUUCAACAAGAUAGUGACGGCCAAAGGGGCCAAAUAUAUCCACAUACACAUCCACACAAUAACACAACACACACAUAACACACACACAUAAUAUACAUCCACAUCCACAUAAUAUAUACACAUCCUUAUUUUUAUGGCAACUAAGGUGUGUUACCAUAUAUAUGGCCACUUUAGCCGUCGCUAUAGAUAUGCUGACUAUAAUAGAGUACAUCUAAUCUAUGUAUAGAGUUUUAACCAUAUCAGUCAGGUAUGUAAGGGCAUAAGUAGGUUAGUUUAGUAUUAAUUCUAAGGCGAAAUAUGGAGUUUUAAUAUGUACUUUUUCUCCGUUUUCGACCUUAAUGCACUGGCAAUAAAAAUGAAGGUAGUUUUUACCUGUUCCAGUAACAUUUCAGUGAAUUCUCAUUAGGGACACUUACAUUUGAUUUUUUACUUUGUUUUUAUUAUAUCAAUACAGAAAUGCCCGGUUGGGGGCCAAAAGUUACAAAAAGCAUCAAGAAAAAAACCUUAAAUAUGUUUUUUAUUUUUAACAAGCAGAAACGUCUGCGAACGAUGCUAUUAAGCUUAGA